UCCAAAUUCCAAACCCCUAAUUUUUUUCUUAGUUUUUUUUCCCAGUACUUUGAACUGAGAAUUCACCAAAAAUUACGUUUGGAUUUGAUUGCUUUUUCGCAUUUCUCGCCAGUGAUUUUGACAUUCAGAGAAAACAAUUUUGGUGCAUUGCAAGAGGACACAUAGGUGACAUUUUCCAGAAGAGGCAUGGUCCAAGGAGAUGAGAAGGUUGGUGAUAUGCUCAUGAAGUCGGAGAAGAAAUCCAAGAAAAGGAAAAAGAAUGCUGCCACCAAUGAUUUGGAAGUGACUAAGGUCGAUGUUAAAGCUGUUGAGCACGAUUUAUGUUUCAAGGAAGAAAAGCUCUCGAUCAGGAAAGAAAGGGAUAAGGCAAAGAUGGAAAGUAUAGCACAUGGAGAAGGUGAAGAUAGUGACAUCAAGAGAAAGAAAGAAAGAGUUGGUGGAAAACAGCAUGGGAAAUCCGGUAAAGAUGGGUGCGAGGACGCUGUUAAAAAUGUUUUAAAAAAGAAAAAGAAGUUGAAGAAUGAGCAAAAGACACUAAUAAUGGACAAUGCUAGUUUAGACACCAAAACAAUUGCUCAUGAAAGUGCGAGCGAAACACAGGAAACCAAUGCAGUUGAGACGUUCAGCGAGGGCUCUGGUGGAAAUCUUACAGAUGAUGUGAAGAGGAAGAAGAAGAAAAAGGAUAAGAGGGAAAGAGAGGAUGAACAGGUAGAUAUCGUGGCUGGUGUCAUUCAAGGUGAUGUUUCAGCUGACGAGGUGAAGAGGAAGAAAAGGAAAAAGGAUAAGAAGAAAAGAGAGGAUAGACAGGUAGAUAGCGUGGCUGGCGUCAUUCAAGGUGAUGUUUCAGCUGACGAGGUGAAGAGGAAGAAAAGGAAAAAGGAUAAGAAGAAAAGAGAGGAUAAACAGGUAGAUAUCGUGGCUGGCGUCAUUCAAGGUGAUGCUUCAGCUAUAAAUGAGAUGAAGAGGAAGAAAGGGAAAAUGGAUAAGAAGAAAAGAGAGGAUGGACAGGUAGAUAUUGUGGCUGGCGUCAUUCAAGGUGAUGCUUCAGCUAUAGAUGAGAUGAAGAGGAAGAAAAGGAAAAAGGAUAAGAGGAAUAAAGAGGAUGGACAGGUAGAUAUCGUGGCUGGUGUCAUUCAAGGUGAUGUUUCAGCUAUAGAAGAGAUGGAAGAUAGGCAAAUAGAUGAUGCUAAUAUCAGAAAGAUGAAAAAGACAAAAUUAGGACUUAAUUCUGAAGAUCUUACAAGUGAAAAGACUGAAAAAAGAGUGAGAUUUUCUGAUCAUGUACAAUUUUUUAAUCCAAUCAGUGAUCCAAUCAAUGAGAAGUAUGAAGAUAACAAACAAAAAUUACUGUUUGGCAAAUAUUUCACACAGGAAGAAGAUGAAAUCGUCAAAGAUGCUGUUCGUAGAUACGUAGAGGUAAAUAAUUUGGGCGAUGAAGGGUUGCAAAAGGUUUUGAAUUGCAAAUCUUAUCCUGAAAUAAGCGGCUGCUGGAAAGAGAUAGGGAAGGCUAUAACAUACAGGCCUUACAGAGCAGUUUAUUUUCGUGCACAACGUUUGUUUCGAAUGGGGGAGAAGCGUAAAUGGACUGAAGAAGAGUAUGGGAUGCUACGGAAGUUCCAGGGAGAACAUGGGAACAACUGGACCGUCUUGGCCGAUGAACUUGGGAAACAUCAGACUCAUGUUGGAAAUGCGUGGCAUAGGAUAAAACUGGAAAAUCGGAAGAGAGGACAGUGGGAUCAGGAGGAAAUCCAGAAGUUCUUUGAUUUGGUAAACAUUGAUCUGCAAUUGAGGCUCUAUGAAGAAAAGAAAUCUAAGCAUGGGAUGUUACGGGAUAAUAUUUGCUGGAGUUCAAUUAGUGACAAUUUAUCUACCAGGAUUUCCGCACAUUGCUGCAAUAAAUGGUACAGACAAUUAACAUCCUCGAUGGUGGCUGCAGGUGAAUGGGCAGAUACUGAUGAUUAUCGCUUAAUUGAUGCCCUUUUUGAACUGGACGCAAGCUGCAUAGAGGACAUGGAUUGGGACAAUCUUCUCUCCCACAGGCAUGGAGAUUUAUGUCGAAAAAGAUGGAAAGAGAUGUUGCGUCAAAUAAGUCAACAUGAAAACAUGUCAUUUGCUGCACAAGUAGAAGUGUUAGCAAAGAGAUACCGCCCUGAUUUGGUUGGAGCAAGGGAGGCCUGGGAUAGUAAACCACUUGUUCCAUGAUAUGUUCAACACCCACAUGGACGUCUGUAGAGAGAGAUGCUUAAGGAACUAGUAUGCACUAUUGUCUACAAAUUAGCGCGUCACUUCUUUACUUUAUUUCUUCGUUGUUCUUGUAAUUGUUGAGAGGUUUAUAAAACAUCUACAGUGUUAGUCACUUGGUACAUAUGCUUGUAGGAGGUAUUAGGUACUCGUUAAAUAGUAGAGGUGCUUGUUGGCUUGGGCACCGACAUUAUAAAAAAUAAUAAUUAUGUUCGAAGAUGUUUUGAAAGAAAUCCUUUCUUGUCUGGUGGAAAGAAAAGGUAAAAAGCUUUCACAA
Messenger RNA from Solanum dulcamara, 2518 nucleotides. RefSeq lists its product as uncharacterized. Lineage: Eukaryota; Viridiplantae; Streptophyta; Magnoliopsida; Solanales; Solanaceae. The transcript has 2 exons. The coding region runs from base 187 to 2202 and encodes 671 amino acids. The record is from RefSeq and is a predicted model, not a curated record.